Molecule: messenger RNA, 1972 nt
Organism: Pseudophryne corroboree (corroboree frog)
Lineage: Eukaryota; Metazoa; Chordata; Amphibia; Anura; Myobatrachidae
Gene: SCLY
Product: selenocysteine lyase
Exons: 14
Coding region: 257-1657 (466 amino acids)
Source: RefSeq, a predicted model, not a curated record
CUUCUAUGCUGACUGUCGUGUGCUGCCUGUUGUGCCCUAAGACCAGGCACAUGGAACAAGUUACCCCAGCCCCCUCUGCUGCCUUUGAUAAUCGCAGCAGUGCACUAUUGCACUGCUGAGCUGGAAACAUGAAUGGUCCGAAAAGGGGGCGGAGCUACACGGCACUUUACUCAGUGCCAGGCCAGCCAGCACCAUCGAAGAGAGGAGGGGAGAGGAGCAGCAGCAGCACACACCGAAGCCUAAAUAUUUUGUGAACAUGGCAGAUAAUAAUAGGACAGUAAAAGAGGAACAAUGUUUGGAGGAGACGGGGAACCAUUCUCAGAGUUUUGUGAACAUGGCAGAUAAUAAUAGGACAGUAAAAGAGGAACAAUGUUUGGAGGAGACGGGGAACCAUUCUCAGAGUAAGGUCUACUUAGACUACAAUGCAACUACUCCUCCUUCAGCAGAAGUGGUUAAGGUAGUGGCAGAGGCCCUGCGAGAGGCUUGGGGAAAUCCCAGCAGCAACUACAGUGCCGGAUGCAAGGCCAAAGAACUGAUAGAUGCAGCACGGACGCACAUAGCCAGAAUGGUGCAAGGAAGACCAGAAGACAUCAUCUUCACCUCUGGGGGCACAGAAGCCAACAACAUGAUACUGUUUUCAGCUGUGGAAAAUUUCUGCAUGAGAGGCAAGGAAAGUCAGAGCAACAGUGUGGGCAAGGCGUUACCGCACAUCAUUACCUCAAAUGUGGAGCAUGACUCUAUAGCACUGCCGCUUCAACACCUGCAGAGGACGCAGAGAGCCGAGGUGACCUUUGUGCCAGUCUCUUUUACGACUGGGAGGGUGGAGGUUGACGAUGUUGUUGCAGCUUUGCGUCCAAACACAUGUCUCAUAUCCAUCAUGUUGGCAAAUAAUGAAACUGGAGUCAUUAUGCCCGUGAGUGAAUUAUCAGAACGCCUGGCACCCAUUUCUCAAGAACGCACAUCACAGGGGUUGUCCCCAGUCUUUUUGCACACAGAUGCAGCACAAGCAUUGGGGAAGAUCAAUGUUGAUGUUCAAGAGCUCGGAGUCAAUUAUUUGACCAUUGUAGGACACAAGUUUUAUGGGCCUCGUAUUGGUGCGCUUUAUGUUCGUGGAAUAGGGCACCAAACCCCGCUGCUGCCGAUGUUACAUGGAGGCGGACAGGAACGGAACUACCGACCAGGCACAGAGAAUACUCCGAUGAUUGCUGGACUGGGGAAGGCUGCAGAGUUAGUAAUCUUACAUUGUGCAGAGUAUGAGAAUCACAUGAAGGGCGUGCGGGACUAUCUGGAGCAGAGAUUACGGGCUGUGUUUGGAAACCGGAUCCGGUUAAACGCAGACUUCCCAGGAACGGCACGGCUUCCCAACACUUGCAAUGUGUCUCUGCUUAGACCCUCAGUCUUGGGCCGUGAGUGGCUUUCACAUUGUCAUUAUCUCCAAGCCAGCGUUGGAGCAGCGUGUCACUCAGAUCGCGGAGACAGCUUCUCCCCUGUGCUGUUGAGCAGCGGAGUUCCCCCAGAGGCUGCACGAGGGGCAAUUCGCUUGAGUGUGGGACGUGACACUUCCAGAGAGGAUGUGGAUUUGAUUGUUGCAGAUCUCGAACAAGCAGCACAAAGACUGGAAAAUAAAGAUAUUAACAAGGAAGACCUGAAAACCUAACAAACGGUUCUCUUAAGGACAGAUGAAAAGAUGUAUGUAAUCAUGCAUUGAAGGAGCAGGCGGAAUCACAGCCCUUUAAGGGUUUUCUAAUUUAUUAGGUCAGAAAAACACUAAUUUAUGUGGAAAAUGUAAUGCACAAUCUGCUUUUUUUUUUUUUUAAUUGAAAGCAGCAAUAUUGUAAAGGGAAAUACCAGGCUUUUAUAAAUCCUGCAGCAAAAAAUCGCUGUUCAUUACAAUACAAUAUGAUUGUAUCUCUGCAGCGGGGUACACUGGGAUUCCACAGGGUAUAAUAUCGGGGUGUAGAGUUGGAUCUUG